Anisakis simplex (herring worm) is the source of this 204-nucleotide messenger RNA. The record is from the annotation of a GenBank genome assembly. Lineage: Eukaryota; Metazoa; Nematoda; Chromadorea; Rhabditida; Anisakidae.
AUGCAGUACGAGAAGCAGCUUGGGAUCAGAUACACAGAUCAAAAAAUUGGAUGGGAUUUCUGGAAUGCAAUGCUAUACGCUCAGACGAUUUGCACAACGAUUGGAUACGGUCAUCUGUAUCCGUCAACUAAUGCUGGUCGUGUAUUUACGAUGCUAUAUGCAAUUAUUGGUAUUCCUCUCGUGCUAAGCAUUCUCGAUGACUUA